AUGUUCAGGUGUAAAGCAAUCAAUGACAUGCUCAAUGAGGAGUUUCUGAGCAACUGGGGCUACCUCACUGUGGUCCCUCGCAAGAAUGAAGAGGAGGCGGUGCUGGAAUGUAUCACUGACGACGAGGAGCCUGACCUUCACUGGACGAGGAUAGAUGAGACUCCCAUCGCGAAAAACAGGACAAUUAGAAAAGGUCAAGGGUCCCUAGUAUUUCCCAGCGUCUCGGAACAAGACACCGGCGUCUACAAUUGCACCGCCGUCAGCAAGAAGAGCAGGGACCCGAUCAGUACUCAGAUGAUCGAGUUCACUAUGAUGACGCCGCCGAGGGUUCAGCUCUCCAUGAGCGUCAGCAAGCGCCCCGUUCCACUCAACACCAACGUCAGCAACGGAGAGACAGUGCGGAUCACCUGCGCCACGUGGGGCACACCUGCACCCUCCAUCUCCUGGUACAAGAAUGGAAUCCUGCACGUGGAGACUGGCCGCCACAAAUUCACCAAUAAAAAUUCAACCAAAACCUUCAACUCGGAGGACUUAUUCAUUGGCAUCAUCAUGUCCACAGACACAGGCCUUUACCAGUGUGUGACCAGGAACAGGGCAGGUGUGGCCUCCGAUGCUUUCAUCCUUAACAUUCCCAUGGUGGCAAAUUUACCCUUGCCUCCCGUCAACGUGAGUGCAGUGGCGAUCGAUCACGAAAGUGUGAACGUGAGCUGGAUGCCCUCACCUGAUAAUGUAUCCGGAUACAUCAUCAACUUUAUAACAGAUAAGCAAGUUCAGGAGUUGCAGUCCCUCACCAACCAGACUUUCGCUUCGGUCAACAAGCUGCUGCCGGGUCACACCUCCAUCUUCUACAUCAGGUCCUUCCUUAUCAGUGAUGGCUCGAAAAAAGGGCUGUUCAGUGAGGCUUCGAAUUAUAUCACCAUCAAGUUGAAAGAGGAGGAUAAAAUCCGAAUGCCGGUGGUGACGCUAUACCCUAAAUCGCCCACCAAACUGUACGCGAACUGGACCCUCGUGGAGUGCAAGACCAAAUGUCCCAUCAUGCAGCAGAACAUUCAGUGGAAGAGGAAAAGAAAACACUACCAUCUGGAGGAGUUCUUGCAGCCAAACGUCACGGAGUACACCAUUAAUAAUCUGCAGCCAAACAAAUCUUACAAAGUGAGAGUCCUGUUGGCCACCAGUGCUGGCUACCCAGAACACAUGAUUCGGCUGCCCUGGUACACCGUCAGGAUGCCACGCAGCAGCUCUGACUUGCCACGGGAUAAUGUCUUCCUCAUCGUUCAUCUCUCCACUUGCAGCCAGAGGCCCACCGAGGUCUUGGUAAAUUGGACGCUGGACGCCUCACUGCAGAAGGAUCUUGCCAAUUAUCAUGUGUUGUAUAACACCUCCACCUCUGUCUGGCAAAAAGAACUCCCAACGACCGAAACUUCCCUAACACUCACAGAUCUAGUUCCGAGAACGUGUUACGGCGUGAAGGUCCGAGCCACCUACAGCACCGGGCGAAACAGCACCGAGUCUUACCUGAAGACCAUCUGCACACUGCCACAGCCUCCCCACAUCCUCUCCCAACACUCCAACACCAACAGGAUCAAAGUGAACAAGCUCAGGACCAAGGUGCUGAACACUACCAGCAUGCGCAUCACCUGGAAACACACGCCGCGGAAGAUCCAGGUCGACUUCUACACCAUUAGGGUCGAGAACGUUGAAUCAGACCCGAACAGCCAAACGGAAACACCCGAAGACAAGCGGAGUGAGGUGAAGGGGACGCAUUUGGAGGCCGCGGGAAGAGGUCCUCGCAGCCCACAGCCGACGAAAUACGAAGAUUCCCGAGACACGGACCAUGAGGUCAAGCUGUACCGAGUCACCAACCGGAAGAUGACGGUGACGAGCCUGAAGCAGGACCACAACUACAAGGUCACCGUCACGGCCUCCACCACCACGCUCACAGGUCACUCCGCCACCACCUACGUCACUCCAGAUGAAGGAGUUCCCACGGCGCCGCUGAACGUGACGUGGGUUCCUGCAAGCCCGAAAGAUGCCGUUCUCACCUGGAGCCCUCCACGCCUCAUCAACGGCCGUUUAGUGCACUACCUGGUGAAAUUUUCUCACGAUCAGCAAGAGUGGCGCAACCAGACCGUCCCUCCUGACUCCACCACCACUCAGAUCCAGGACUUGGUCUCCAAUACCAAUUACACGGUGCUCAUUGCUGGGAGGACAGGGAAGGGCGUGGGCGCCUCAACCACUGUCUACAUCUACAUCCGGGCAACCCUGGAACCCGAACUGCACAGAAAUACUGAGUCAGUGGCAGUGAUCAGCGUGGUGUCCUUCCUGGUGAUAGUAACCUGUGUUGUAGCAGUCUUGCUCUGCCUCAGGAUCCUGCGCCUCAGAAACAACUCUCCGUCAGUGUUUCAGGAUGACGGGACAAGCGAGGACAUGGGUCCUUUGCGGGACGGUCUCAACCACCACAGGAUGCUGGACAUCUUGGACGACAUUGACGAUGUUGAUGACGGCUCCAAGAGGUUGCUGCAGACCGUUUCAACAACACAAGCGGUAUUUUUCAAGAAUAUGAAAUAAUUCAACCUAUGGUCUAUGUAUAACUCCUCUCAGGUUGACCACCACUCCUCACCUGAUGGCGCUGGGGUGGCCCCAGCAGUUUCCUCCUAGAAUUGCAUUCACGGGUGAAGGCACGGGUUUAGAGAGUACGAGUUGGGGGUUUGAGGAACCCCAUCCAAGUAAGAAAUAAAUGUAUAUUGGGAGGGAGUUUAACUUGUGGCAUGAGAUUAAGAUUAAUACUUAACUUUGGUCAGAAUUUACUUGUUGAUACUAAUACGAGACAGGUUCUGGACCUGGCCAUCCCGAUGCCACACCAAGUAUUGCCCACCAUCAUGUGUCCGCACUUCGUGUGAUGAAAGUAAUCCACUGAAAUGAAUUUUAUCAACUGACAAAAUGAAAUGGGA
Scylla paramamosain (green mud crab) is the source of this 2951-nucleotide messenger RNA. RefSeq names its product protogenin-like. Gene Ontology annotation, molecular function: protein binding. The transcript is spliced from 16 exons. The record is from RefSeq and is a predicted model, not a curated record. Gene Ontology annotation, biological process: cell-cell adhesion. NCBI's taxonomy places the organism in Eukaryota, Metazoa, Arthropoda, Malacostraca, Decapoda, Portunidae. Bases 1 to 2568 code for a protein of 855 amino acids.